This is a messenger RNA of Aspergillus thermomutatus, 969 nucleotides long. RefSeq lists its product as uncharacterized. Bases 1 to 969 code for a protein of 322 amino acids. NCBI's taxonomy places the organism in Eukaryota, Fungi, Ascomycota, Eurotiomycetes, Eurotiales, Aspergillaceae. The transcript is spliced from 3 exons. The record is from RefSeq and is a predicted model, not a curated record.
AUGGGAAGUUGGCAGGAUGUAGCAGACAUUAAAUCGCAGCUACUCGCUUGUAAGGAGAAGGCCGAGGAUGCAGGAGAGAUUAGCAUUGUUCGAGUCAAUGACUAUAAGCCAGAAGCCUUGGAUAUCCUUGCUCAGUGCAUUCCAGGGUUUCCGACGUAUAUGGUGGAAAAUGUUGCUUAUAAUGCAACAUCCGGUCAGAAUCUGGCCAUAAUCCCCGGUGAUGAUCGGACCUCGGGUGAUCUAAGGUUCUUGCUGACCUAUCCAUUUGUCGAUACAAGCGUAGCCAAUUCUGGAUCAAACAAAGCUGCAGCCAUAAGUGUCCUUCCGAUCGCGAUUUGGAUCUGUCCUUCUUCAAUCCUUGGACCGGCAACAGGUCAAGUCGGCGCAAACGCUCGGAAGAUGAUUUUCGUCAUCGGUACAAGUCCAAGAUUACAAAUGCGACUUGCAACGUACUACAGCAAGUCACAUACGGCGCGAUUGCACCGCCUGAGGGUCGAGCCUCUGUGGGUUAUCGUGGAUUUGCUCCACGUCUUCGCCGAAUGGGGCCCUGUCUGGAAUCACGCUCGUCGCGAACUUGUAAUGUGUCAUUCGCAGAUUCACAACUACCCAGAUACGCCUCCUUUGUUGGAGCUGACUAGAAGAAUGCACGGCAAUACUUCAAAGGUCAUAUCCUUGCGCGAGCAACUGCGCAUCCAUUCCAGCGCCCUGGCUCGGUCGACUCGUCUGGUCCAAUCUUCUGGUUCGCAUUCUUCCAAGGAUGAUCUUCUAGACCACAUACAGGGAGUCAUGGAGGAUAUCACCUACCAAGAGGAAGAAGACUUUGCAGAAUCCUUCAGGGCCUUGCCAUCCAAUGCUGCAAUAUAUCAUGGGGGCGUGCCGCUACGAAGGCGCCGGGCAAGGUUCCCAUUUCGAAUCCCCGCUAGGUCCCCGGCUGAAAGCAAUGUCUCGAUUCAGUCGCACACUGUUUGA